Periconia digitata is the source of this 994-nucleotide messenger RNA. Lineage: Eukaryota; Fungi; Ascomycota; Dothideomycetes; Pleosporales; Periconiaceae. The record is from the annotation of a GenBank genome assembly.
CCAACUUUCCAUCAUGAACGACCAUAUCCCCGGCGGAUACGUCCUCAUCAAGGAUCUCCACGAGUGCAACGGGAACAACAACGAAGGUAUCUCCCUCGUCAAAGAUCCAGCAACGCAAACUCUUCCAAUCUGCAAGAAAAUAGAAGACUUGCGAGGAAACGGGACUGACAUGGAAGCCGAAGCCUUAGUGCAACUCGAUAAGUUCCCCAACAUCAUUAAACUGCACGACUACAACCCCGUAGACUCAACCCCCGCUGCCAUCCCCCCUUCAGAACCAGUCCCCGCGAGCGAACCCCCACGAAAAGACUCCAUCUUCCAACCCAGCUCAGUCCUAACUAAAUCACAACCACCACCCGACUCCGAAUCAGAAGCACAACUCUCACCCCUCCCAGAAACCCGCCCGCCACUAAACCACCUCUUCCUCGAAUACUGCGACCUCGGCACGCUCGCAAGCCUCACCAACACGCACGCCCAACUCGAACUCCGCAUCCCCGAAUCCUUCAUCUGGUACGUGCUCUACGCGCUCCUCAAAGCCGUGCACGCCUGCCAAACAGGUCUCGGGACAAAACCCAACUGGCGCCCCAUCACGCACCACGACAUCCACGCCAACAACGUCCUCCUCUCCUCCUCGUCCCCAGACAUCACGUCCAGCACCGGCGGCUACCCGCGCGUCGUCCUCGCCGACUUCGGACUCGCAGAGUACGGCUCUAACAACUACUGGGCCGAUGUUGUGGAUGUUGCUGCCGUAGGGAUGUCGCUGUGCUGGAGUCAGUUCGAGGAUGAUGAGAUAUAUGAGGCGAUGAGGUGCGGGAUCGGUGUUGAUAUCGCGGAGUGGCCGUAUUCCCAGACGCUGUAUAAUGUUUUGCAGGAUCUGGCUUUUGGCGACCAGAUGCGUGUUGCGGAGGCUGUGGAGAUGGUGAGGAGGGGUUGUGCGGUCGCGGAUUCGAUGGAGUAUGGCGGGAAGGUUUGGCCGUCGCGAACGGUGGUGGAUUGA